GCAGUGUACAGUUCGUUGGGUGCCCGCAAAUGUUCUAACGAGAAGAGAAAAUUCAAGGUGCAUGAUUUCUUCAACUUCUUCUUCUUCUUUUCCAGAAAACAUAUUUAAGAUGUAUGACUCAAGUCAACGUGUUGCCUUCAUUUAAUUGCCUUUGUUGUUAUUGAUUAAUCGACAAUGGGGAGAAGGAUCUGCUGUUCUUCCUCCGCUCUCCUCUUCCUCCUUAUCUUCAGCCGGCCUGCCUUCUCCGUCUCCAGUGGGGCAGACACCUUAUCGCCUGAUGGGCCUCUCCUCGAUGACGGAGUAACCGCUUUGGUCUCCUCCGGCGGCAGCUUCCGGCUGGGCUUCUUCAGCCCCAACGGUUCCACCAACCGCUACGUCGGAAUAUGGUACAACAACAUCCCCCACCAAACCGUCGUGUGGGUCGCCAACCGUCGGCAGCCAAUCACCGCCCGCUCUGGCAACCUCUCUUUGACCAGAAACGGCACACUUAUCCUCACCGGCGAAAACACCUCCGCCCUCAUUUGGUCUUCCGAGUCGUCGUCGGCCUCGGCCCUCAGGAAUCCAGUCGCACGGCUACUCGACGAUGGCAACUUUGUGGUCCAAGAGGCAAGCAGCAACGGCAACGUCGACCCAAACAGCUUCGCAUGGCAGAGCUUCGACUUCCCGACGGACACGUUCUUGCCCGGCAUGGGGCUGGGGAAGAAGGAGCUCAGCACAGGGGCCAUCCUCAACAUCAACAUCACGGCCUGGAAUAGCUCCACGGAUCCGGCUCCAAGCCGAUAUGCCUUCGGAUUCGACGUGCAAGGCGACCCCCAAAUAUUCAUCUGGUCAGAUACACAACCCUACUGGCGCGGAGGCCCAUGGAAUGGCCGCUUGUUCAGUGGUCUCGCGGAGAUGAUGAACAGAUCCGACAGCGUCAUAGAUUUCAAGGUGGAUAAAAAUCAGAUCAGCUACCGGCCAAUAAACCAGUCUUGGACCAUCGUAAUGUGGAAAUUGGACCCCUCAGGCUACCUACAACUACUCGUGUGGAUCGAGGCUGAACAAUUCUGGAUUCUCAGUUGGUCCCUACCCAAGGACCACUGCGAUCACAUGUCCUCGUGCGGUCCCAACAGUUACUGCAGCUCCAACGUCUGGCCACCGUGCACAUGCUUGCCGGCGUUUCAUCCAAGGAACCAACGUAAUUGGGAUUUGCUGGACUGGUCAGACGGCUGCAUGAGGACGACGCCUCUGGACUGUCAAGAUGAUACCGAUAGAUUCUUCACACAGAGUGACACAAAGUUGCCCGACACGUCCAAAUCGACAGUACUCAAUGCAAACUGGAGCUUUGGGGAGUGCAGGGCUUUGUGCUUGAGCAACUGCGCAUGCAGAGCAUAUGCUGCAUUGAACAUAAGUGGGAGUGGCAGUGGCAGUGGCUGCUUGAUAUGGACAGACGAUCUCACUGAUAUCACCGUGUAUGGGAGCGGGCUAGGACAAGAUCUUUAUGUCAAAUAUGGAACUGCAAAUAUUCCAUCAGCAGUAUCUGAAGCUUUACGCAGUCAUUCUAAUCGUAAUAUCUUAAUGAUUGUGGUUCUUCCUCUGGCAAUUCUGUUCGUUGCUUGUGUUGUUUAUUCGAUUUGGAGGAGGAAGAAGAGAAGUUCUCAUAUUGACUAUGAAGCAGAAGAAAAGGACAUGGAAUUGCCAUUGUUUGACUUGAAUACGAUUAAAGAUGCCACCGAUGACUUCUCACCAGACAACAAGCUAGGUCAAGGGGGCUUUGGCCCUGUAUACAAGGGUAAAUUGGGAGACGAUCAAGAGAUAGCAGUGAAAAGAUUAUCUAAGACAUCGUCACAAGGAGUGGAUGAAUUCAAAAAUGAGAUCACAUUGAUCGCGAAGCUGCAACAUCGAAAUCUCGUUAAGCUUCUUGGCUGUUGCAUCCAAGGAGGGGAAAGACUCUUGAUCUAUGAAUACAUGUCUAAUGGAAGCUUGGACACCUUCCUAUUUGGUGAAGCUCAAACUGUAAUCCUGGAUUGGAGAGCAAGGUACAACAUCAUUCUCGGUGUCGCUCGAGGUCUACUUUAUCUUCAUCAUGAUUCAAGAUUAAGGAUUGUUCAUAGGGAUCUUAAGGCAAGCAAUAUUUUGCUUGACAAAGAUAUGAAUCCCAAAAUAUCUGAUUUUGGCAUGGCUAGGAUAUUUGGAGGAGAUGAAUCCGUAUCAAUUACCAAAAGAGUCGUCGGAACCUAUGGCUAUAUGUCUCCUGAAUAUAUCAUAAAUGGUAUUUUUUCAAUAAAAUCUGAUGUAUUUAGUUUUGGAGUACUGGUACUUGAGAUAAUAAGUGGUAAAAGGAACAGAGAUGUUGACCAGUCGAUGGAACAAUUGAACCUUCUAGGAAACAUGUGGAUCAUGUGGAAAGAAGACAAAUGCUUAGAUUUAGUCGAUAAAAAUUUCAGCUAUCCUUUAUCCAAAAAUCAAGUGCUAAGGUGUGUAAAAGUUGGCCUUUUAUGUGUCCAAAAGCAUCCAGAAGAUAGACCUACAAUGUCUUCGGUGUUAGCAAUGUUGGUGAGUGUCGAUAAUAUUUCUCUCCUACCAGAACCUAAACAACCAGGCUUUUUUAUUGCAAGACUAUCAUCUGUAAGCUCAGAUGUUAGUAAUCGAGAGUUAGUGUCCGUGAACCAAGUAUCAAUCACUGAAAUGGUUGGUCGAUAGGAAUUGAAUGAUUAAAGUAUAUGUAACACGAAUAUAUAAAGGUAAAACAUGUA
Molecule: messenger RNA, 2735 nt
Organism: Zingiber officinale
Lineage: Eukaryota; Viridiplantae; Streptophyta; Magnoliopsida; Zingiberales; Zingiberaceae
Product: G-type lectin S-receptor-like serine/threonine-protein kinase At4g27290
Exons: 7
Coding region: 175-2682 (835 amino acids)
Biological process (GO): recognition of pollen; protein phosphorylation
Molecular function (GO): protein serine/threonine kinase activity; ATP binding
Source: RefSeq, a predicted model, not a curated record